Brachypodium distachyon (stiff brome) is the source of this 1134-nucleotide messenger RNA. Its product is annotated as chitinase 5. Gene Ontology annotation, biological process: carbohydrate metabolic process; cell wall macromolecule catabolic process; chitin catabolic process. Bases 42 to 857 code for a protein of 271 amino acids. The transcript is spliced from 2 exons. The record is from RefSeq and is a predicted model, not a curated record. Gene Ontology annotation, molecular function: chitin binding; chitinase activity. NCBI's taxonomy places the organism in Eukaryota, Viridiplantae, Streptophyta, Magnoliopsida, Poales, Poaceae.
AAUUAAACACAGCACCAGCGCCGGCGCUAGAUCGGCUCGAUAUGGCGUCGAUGCUCAGGCUCUUGGCUCUCGGGCUAGCAGCAGCAGUAGCACUGCUUUCGGCCGCAGGCCCCGCGGCAGCCCAGAACUGCGGGUGCCGGGCGAACGAGUGCUGCAGCCAGUAUGGUUACUGCGGCACCACGGGCGAGUACUGCGGAAAAAACUGCAAGUCGGGCCCGUGCUCAAGCACGGGCACCAUCGGUGUGCCGGUGGAGAGCGUCGUCACCGAGGCCUUCUUCAACGGGAUCAGGUCCCAGGCCGGCAACGGGUGCGCCGGCAAGAGCUUUUACACGCGCCAGUCGUUCCUGACCGCCGCCCGCGCCUACCCGGGCUUCGCCAAGGGCCGCUCGAACGACGCGUCCAAGGCCGAGAUCGCCGCCUUCUUCGCCCACGUCACGCACGAGACCGGACAUCUGUGCUAUACGGAGGAGAUCAACGGACCGAGCAAGGACUACUGCGACGAGAAGAACACGGAGUGGCCAUGCUCCCCGGGGAAAGGGUACUACGGGCGCGGCCCGCUGCAGCUGUCGUGGAACUACAACUACGGGGCGGCGGGGAAGAGCAUCGGGUUCGACGGGCUGAAGAACCCGGAGAGGGUGGCGCAGGACGCCGUGGUGGCGUUCAAGACGGCGCUCUGGUACUGGAUGAACAACGUGCACCAGGUCGUGCCGCAAGGGUUCGGCGCCACGACCAGGGCCAUCAACGGUGACCAGGAGUGCCACGGCAGGAACUCGGGCGCCGUGAACGCGCGGGCGGGCUACUACAGGGACUACUGCAGGAAGUUUGGCGUCGACCCCGGGAACAGCCUCACUUGCUAGGUGGCUGGGUCGGACUACUGACAUGCAGAUGCCUGCGUGUCUUAUAUGUACGGAGAAUAAAUGUUCGGGCGCGUGCAUACGUGUUUGAAAUAAAGUGAUCUUCAGGCCCAGAUUAUAAUUGUACUAGAAUACGGUACAGUACCACGUCUAGAUGCUGGAAGAACUCAAGUGAUUCCCAAGCCCAGAGUAUGGUACUCCCUCCAAUUCUAAAUUGUUGUCGAAAUAUUACAUGUAUUUAGACGAUUUUUAAAAAUAGAUACAUCCAUAUUUGGGCAAA